Molecule: messenger RNA, 2955 nt
Organism: Fopius arisanus
Lineage: Eukaryota; Metazoa; Arthropoda; Insecta; Hymenoptera; Braconidae
Product: tensin-1
Exons: 11
Coding region: 574-2253 (559 amino acids)
Source: RefSeq, a predicted model, not a curated record
GACUUUAAUCGUUGGCUCGUCUGCGAGACAUCGAUUCUACCGUGUCCCCUACGGCUGAGAUAAGAAUAGAAACAGAAUACAUCGCCAUGGUUCAACCCCGAUCAUUCUGCAACAUGUGAAACUCCAGUGUUACUUUCAGUCUGGGUUUUGCCUUUCAAUUCAUUGCAUUUGUGCACAAACUUUUGACGUUGAUUGUAUUCACUAACCGUUUUUUAGAUUCAAAAUUCAACCACUGGCUUCGAGCGCCAUUGGCGACAGUCUUUUGUUAGUAACGGAAUUGUCGGUGAGUGUUUGUGAAGUGGUGGAAAAUGGUGGAUAAAAUCGAGGGAUUAUUCGAUGCAGAUGAGGAAUUACCGGGGAAUUGUAUAAUAAUUGAGAUUUUUGGCGGGAAGUGAGAGAAAAAUUGGAGGUAAAUAAAAAGUGAAAACCGUGAGUCAUUUGCAAACGUAAAAAUAAAUAAAUGUGUCAGUGAUGCCUAGUCUGUGCUGCGUACCCGGUAAACCGAAAAAAAAGGAUAACCCUCAAUUAAUGUAAAAAGAAACUAAAAAUGUGACUAUUGGAUGAACGGAAAACAUGCCAGAGGAAGGUUCUUUCAAGGUUUACUGUGGCAUUGAGUACAUGGGUUCGUUUCCGGUGUCAAGUUCGGAUGUUGCCAGACGAGCGGAGUUUGUUCGUUCGCAGCUUGAGAACUUAAGGCACAGCGAUCGGUCUACCCCCGUUCUUCUGAUAGUCUCUCUAGCUGGGAUCAAAGUAUGCAGUCCAGAUGGCAAAGGAGUGCAAAUGGCACACGCGUUGAGACGCAUAUCGUAUGCAACUUGUGAACCCCAACACGCGCAGUUCAGCUUUCUUGCUCGUGAACCUCGUGCACACUUCACUAUACAGUACUGUCAUUCAUUCAUUGCGGAAUCUGCUGAACAGGCCGAGGAGUUGAAUACAAUAGUGGGAAAUGCAUUUCGCAUGGCGUACGUGGCGCAACUUCAACGUCAGCCAAUAAUCCAAGAUGUAGUCACAAAUAGACAGAAGCAGGAGCAAAAAAACGUGUGGAAUAAAUCUGGCGAAGUUGAGGUCGCUAACGGAAACGAGACGAGUAGUGGAGGAAAUUCCUGGGUGAAAAGUCGAACGACACCCACAUCUCGUAGUGGAAACGUAACGUCCACAGCGGACAUGAACGUACAAAUCGGCACCGGCGGAUCGCCCACAUUGCGACUCGCAACAGUCAAGACACCAAAUUCAAUACCAGGACUGAGACCUUCGCACACAUUCUCAAACGUUCUGGGACCAAUAACGAAUCAAGAUGAGAAAAGUAUCUCACAGCAGAGUACACCGAGCAGUGAUGAGAGUAAUUCUCCCACAGCACUCAACUCAUACAAGAGAUUGGGGGACAAGCCUCCGUUGAUAAAGCGUUUGACAAUGGGCCUGACUGGUGGAGUCUUGGGUCUCAAUAGUGAGGAUGACAGUUGUCCGCUAGUCAGCGGUAGCAGUACCCCGACGAGCCCAAACAAUAGACCACACUCCGGUGGUUACAUCAACGAGGCCAUCAUCGAUUCCGAAAAUACCAGAACAACGUACAAUAAAAUACAACCCUCCGAGAAUAUCGAUAACACUAUUAACGCAUCCAUUACUACGAAGAGUUUCAAUAUCGAGAAUAACAGGAUAGGUAGAAAUUCCCCAGUUUCCGUAAACGAAACCGAUUUCAAGACCAAAAGAAGAUCACAGAUAAGUACGUCAAGCAGUUCAGUACCAGCAGACAGCAGUACUCAUGGAUCAACACCCACACCACCUCCUCUUCCAGAGAGAACUGAUAGUCUUAACAAUCGCAGUGAAGAGUGUGAAUUGCGAAAAGCUCCUUGGUUCCAAGCUGGCAUACCCAGGGAAAUAACCCUCGAAGUGUUGAGCCAAGAGCCAGAAGGUGCCUUUAUGGUACGUGAGAGUACCAGUAAACCAGGCUGUUAUGCUCUGUCGCUGCGUGUGCCACGAGAGUUUCAACCCAGUGGAAUUGCACAUUACUUAAUCAUGCGGACGAAUAAGGGCUACAAGAUUAAGGGCUUUACAAAGGAAUUCACAACCCUCACCGCACUGAUUACUCAUCAUUCCGUAAUGCCAGAGUUACUGCCAUGUCCCCUAUCCCUCAGUCGUUAUAAUCCAAGUUUCUUAAAGACUGAUUCAACGAAAGACUUUGCGGAUAUCGACUCUGAUCCUGAUUACAACACUCUAGCUGAUUUUCGCAAGAUGAUGGCGGAUUUGAAUGUUUAAACGUUAAGACACAAGUGAUUUUAUUCUCUGAAAGUCAGUGAUAGUUAUUAAGAGAAUUAUAAUAACUAAUUUAUAGUAGAAGGAAUAUCAACGACACAGUGAUAAUAAUUUGAAUGGACUCUGGAAUGAAGUCGACGUGUUCACUGAACUAAAAAAAAAAAAAACUGCCAAGAACUUAUUAAGAAAGUGAAAGGAAUCAUGAUACUACUCUAAUUACGUGAUUUCGUAGAUUUUAAUAUGCAAAAAUUGAUGUAAAUGUGUUUAUAUGUAUAUAAUUUUUGUUUAUUGUUAUGAUUGCAUUUUAUUUAAACUGGAGUAUGAAUGAUAAUGCUAACGGUGACUAGUACGCGGAAAACGAUUCUUUUUCUCGGUGAAAAAGGAAUGAUAGAAUAAAUAUGUGGCGAGGUUGUAAAGGCAACGGAAGGCAAAAAAAAUAUUUAUUUGAAAAUUAUUGAAGCUUGUGUAUUUUCCACCGAUUAAAAAAGGGUAAAUAUUUCUAAAAAAGCCCUACAUAUUUUAUCGCCAUAAAAUUAAUUAUCUUUCACUGAAAGAUCUGGUAAAAAAGAAUUUAUAAAUCGAGGUCAAUAUUUUUUUUUGUUUUCUCUUGCUCUUUACCAUUUGGCUACUGAUAUAAAAUUGAGGAGAAUUCAACCACUCGGCUAAACCUAGUCUUGUACAGAGAUUAUCAUGCAAAUAGAUUUU